Messenger RNA from Caenorhabditis remanei, 324 nucleotides. RefSeq lists its product as uncharacterized. The transcript is spliced from 3 exons. NCBI's taxonomy places the organism in Eukaryota, Metazoa, Nematoda, Chromadorea, Rhabditida, Rhabditidae. Gene Ontology annotation, molecular function: hormone activity. Gene Ontology annotation, cellular component: extracellular region. Bases 1 to 324 code for a protein of 107 amino acids. The record is from RefSeq and is a predicted model, not a curated record.
AUGUACUGGUUUCGUCAGAUUUACAGCCCCACUCUUCUCGUCGCAUUCUUCACGAUUCUGAUUCUCUCGCCAACGCCUUCAGAUGCAUCGAUCCGAUUGUGUGGAACACGUCUCACGACGACACUGCUCGCCGUGUGCCGAAAUCAGUUGUGCGGUGGAAUGAGCGCUUUCAAACGAUCCUCACCAGAACAAUCAUGGGCUCCAUCAACUUACGAUCUUUUUCACAUUCAUCACCAACAAAAACGAGGAGGAAUCGCCACGGAAUGCUGUGAGAAACGUUGCUCAUUCGCGUAUCUCAAAACGUUCUGCUGCAAUCAGGAUUGA